Messenger RNA from Helianthus annuus (common sunflower), 1240 nucleotides. RefSeq names its product zinc finger protein CONSTANS-LIKE 12. Gene Ontology annotation, molecular function: protein binding. The transcript has 4 exons. Gene Ontology annotation, cellular component: nucleus. Bases 227 to 1039 code for a protein of 270 amino acids. NCBI's taxonomy places the organism in Eukaryota, Viridiplantae, Streptophyta, Magnoliopsida, Asterales, Asteraceae. The record is from RefSeq and is a predicted model, not a curated record. Gene Ontology annotation, biological process: regulation of flower development.
AAGGGCCAAAGGGUCUGCUGCACUUUUAUCUCCUGCUGUCUUUUGUGUUGUGUAGUGUGUGUAAUUUACUUGUUUUGUUGUAUGGUUUGCUUAAUGUGAAAAGGACUCAACUUUCUCCACUAAAAGCCAACUGGGUGUGCUCUUUUACUUCAAAGUUUCAAGCUUUCUUCAACCAUAACAACAAAAAAGAAAAAAGGGUUUUGUUCAUUCCCCCCAAAAAGAAAAAAUGUAUGCAGAGACUGGUCUAAUCUUCCCUAAUUUCCAGACUUUCUCACCUGAUGUUCAACAGUUUUAUGAUUUGGCAUACUCACACAAGUCCAAUGCUUGCUUGGGUAGCUUGGUUGAGAGCUGUAACAUAUCAGCUUAUGAUCUUGGUGGUGAAGGGGAUCUUUUCAAGGCACCCGAACCGAUAAUUGACCAGCCAGUGAUCACCGUUGACCCGAUGACAGCCGCCAUGGCGGUGAUCAGUUGUGGAGAAAAUGAACUCUCCCCACAAGAACUGAAUGAUGAGUUUCUGAGUAAUGUUUUCCAUGAGUACAAAGAAAUGUUGGAAAAAGAUGUAGAAACCGAAACAUCACCGCUUUCGGAGGUUUUGAAUUAUAAGUUGACAGUUAAAACAGAUGAAAGCUCAAUUGUGAAAGAACAUGUUCAUCCUCCUGGACAGAUCUCGAAGAGUAUGAGCUCGGGUUGUCUAAGUUCGAUGAAUCUGGUUCAGGAAGCUCAAACCAACCCCGGGUUUCUUGAAGUGGACUUUGAAAAUGUUUAUGGGAUGCGAAGGGCCUUUAGUGAUGGAGACAUAAAGACUCUUACUAACGAAAAUGGAAACCAUAGACGCUUGUCUGUCGCGCAACCACAAUUGAUGAGCGGCGACAUCAUUGAAGACCGUUGGCAGAAGCUUUCGAGAUACAGGAACAAGAAGUCUAAGAGGAAUUUUGGUAGAAAAAUUAAGUAUGCAUGCAGGAAGGCAUUGGCAGACAGUCAACCAAGGAUCAGGGGAAGGUUUGCCAAGACAGAAGAAAGUGAGAUAUGGAAAAAGUAAUGUAAAAAAACAUAGAAAAUGAUUAUAUUAAUAUGAAAUAUUUCUGGUCAAAGUUAAAGUCAAAGCAAGUUUCCCUAAAUAAGCUUUAUUUUUUAUGGUAUGUUGUUAUUAGAUAUAAUAUUAAUAAGCUUGUACAUCCCUAAUGCUGAACCCUUGUUGUAUACUAGUUUCUGAAAUGCUACUUUUACUUUUUGUUAUAAA